Messenger RNA from Brassica napus (rape), 6540 nucleotides. RefSeq names its product flocculation protein FLO11. The coding region runs from base 219 to 6266 and encodes 2015 amino acids. The transcript has 17 exons. NCBI's taxonomy places the organism in Eukaryota, Viridiplantae, Streptophyta, Magnoliopsida, Brassicales, Brassicaceae. The record is from RefSeq and is a predicted model, not a curated record.
UUUAAAUUGAUUCGUUUGAUUUCCCUGAGUAAAUCGAAUAAUUAAUCGAUCAUUCUCUCUCUCUCUCUCUCUCUCCCAAUCUGCUUCACUCGCCAAACCUCUUUUCUUCGCCGGAACCCUAGGUCCGCCCCAUCAGCUUGAAUUUUCCGUAGAUGAACGUGCGAUUAGGGAACAUCUGAGGUCGGUUUUCGUCGCCGAAUGGAGGGAGGAAUAGCCCCAUGGAUUAUGAUGACAGUGACUUUCAAAACCAGAAUCUCCAUUUAGCUGGUGAAGCUAACACUAAGUUUCCUCCGGUGUCUCUUCCAAGGUUUGAUUUUGACGAGCAUCUGAGGUUUGAUAGUUUAGUCGAAACUGAGGCUUUUCUUGGUAUUGAGGGUAACGAAGAUAGUAACUGGAUUGAGGAUUUCUCUCGUGCAAGUAGUGGUGUAGUCUUUAGCUCAGCUGCAACAGAGUCUUGUGCCAUUUCUAGGCAUACUAAUGUUUGGUCUGAGGCUACUUCCUCAGAAUCCGUUGAAAUGCUUUUGAAUUCAGUUGGACAGGACGACCAAGUCAUUGUAAGAGAGAAAGAUAAUUCUAUCAGGAAAUCUGGUGAGCUAGGCUGCACAAUGGAUCAAUUCGAGCCUGGCCUUGAGACUAUUCUUUCCAAAGAGGAAACUCCCACCAACCCUUCUGUGGAUGAUACUCCAGGAGACUCCUGCAAGACAGAUGCUGCACAGGAACAGGUCCCGCUGAAAGAUGACUCACCAACUCUUGUGGAGGAGGAGCCGGAAGAUAAUGCCAUUUUGGCUUCAAAUACAGCCGCUGUGCCUGUAGAGGUUGUGGAUACUGCUUGUCAUGAUAAGAUAGGGACUGAGACAACCCAUAGUCUUCUUGACCAAACCGUUGCGGAAAAUAAUGCAGUUUUAGCUCAUGUGAGUUCUGCUGGUCUUGAUUCGGUAGGAACUGAGACGACUGACAGUGUUCAUAACCAAACCCUUACGGAAGAGGCAUCCAUGGAGGAAAACAGUGUCGUUUUACCUUCAGAUACCGGGACUGUAGAGGCUGUGGAUACUGGUGGUCAUGCCAAUAUAAGAACUGAGACUACUGAUAGUCUUCUUGACCAAACAGAAGACGAAGCCAACACAGAAUCAAGGAUGGAAAUCGAUUGUAGCCACGGAACUGUACAGACUGGGGUUUCUGCUAGUGGUGAGUUGAAUAAUCAUAAUCAGACCACUUUGCUUCCAGAGGUUUUCAAUGAUGAAAAUGAUAUCAGCGACCACACUGCUAAGUCUGAUCUGAAGGAUAUGGAGCUAUCCGAUGUCACGGUACUAGAAAGAGGGGACCAAGCUCUCUCUGCUCUUGAGGUAGCUGAACCAGACGUUUCAGGGACCCAAUGCCAAGAUCUUCCUGUCAGCAGUGCCAAUACCAGCGGAACAGUUGAAGCAUCUUUGGAACUCACUGGGGUAUUACCAAAUAUAACAAGCAGUGAACAUGAAUCUACUUUUCAGACUCAGACACAUACAGAGAUACCUCGAGUUGAGACUUCAGAAAGUGUUCAUGUUUCACUAAUGGACUCAAUGGUUGAAUCCACAUAUGGUGAUGUGUCUACGAAGGGUGACAAUAAGAAAGGUAGUGCUCGCAUAUCUUAUCUCAAACAAAGCAUGGAAUUAGCUGUCAAUGCCAAUGAUAGAGAUCAGGAUGCCAAGAGCUCUCAAGUCUUGUCUGAAAGCUUUGUAUCCGAGUCUGUUGGUUAUGUUUCAAUAGACUCUGCAUCCAAGCUGGUGGAGUCAAAUUCUCAGUCUGACACCAUUCCAAAAGAAAAUCCAGGAACUAUGAUUGACAUUAAAGAAUGUGAAGCAUUUCCUCUCAAACCUGAAGAAUCGCAACAUCUAAGCCAAGAUGGAGCACCUGCUGUCAGUCUUACAUCUUCAGUAGAUUUACAUAUGGUGACUACAUCAUCUGAGGCUAAUGAGCAAGUCAAUUUCUCUGUAACCGAGAAGGUUUUAUCUGGCGAACCUGAAAAUUGUCAAACUGUUCCACCCGUGGAAGCAAGUAAUUCAGGGAGUUUUAUUGUACAACAACCUAGGAAGCAGACUGAAGAUACUCACCACUCUCCUGCCUCUGAAGGGCCAAAGGAUGCAGUAGAUGCUGAUGCCGCUGGACAAGUUUUGCCUCAGCAGUGUGAGGGAAGAAUUUUAGAAGAAAAUCUAACAGACGUUGUAAACGUCCCUGAGUUUCAGCCAGUUCUGGACAACGAUGCCAUAAAUGAAAACCCUAGCGCUAGCCCCUUGGCUAAGACUGCUGCCGGUGGGAUUAUGACAGCUGCGACUCCUGUUUCACACCCCACAGGUGGUGUAAUUGAAGUAGGAGUGUCCUGUGCUUCUACAAGUUCUGAGCCUUUUGUAAAGUCCCAUGUUACUGGAACUGAAAACGCUGCUACAGAUUUAGGGUCUCAUGUCAUUUCUUCCCCAGCUCGUAAGAUGACCGAACUACAACUUAAUAAGACAGAGGAUCAGAAUACUUUGAGUUUGAUGGCUACCGAAUCUCCGGCCUUGGAUAGAAACCCAACCUCCAGCAGUGGGCUGAACUUGACUUCCGAUCCAAGGAAAGCAGUGGAAAUUUCCGAAACUACCCUUGUCUCUCCGAUGGUUGUGGGAUCUCCGUCGAAAUCUAGCUUAGAGAAAACAGCUGCGAAGUCUUCGAAAACAAAAUCUGAGCGUAAACCCAGGCGAACACCUAAAUCUGCAGGAAAAGAGACUUCUAGAAAAGGAAAUAGUGUAAAGGGGGCUGCACCUUUUGAACAUUUUCAAAGUGCAGGCAAAGCAAAUGCUGUUAAUCAGAGUAGUGGUUCUUCUAUUCAAAUCACACACUCUACUGAGAAACAGCAAAGUCUUCAGACUCCUGUUCUUAAUUCGUUUGGUACCCUUUCAGCCCCCACGACUAGUCUACCGGAUAUGAAUUCUACUGCUCCCUCAAGCAUUUUUCGUCGACCUUUCACUGACUCGCAACAAGUGCAACUACGCGCACAGAUUUUUGUUUAUGGUGGUCUGAUCCAAGGGACAGCACCCGAUGAAGCUUAUAUGAUAUCUGCAUUUGGUGGUGCAGAUGGUGGGAGAGGCACUUGGGAGAAAGCAUGGCGUGCUUGUGCUGUGAGGGCUCAGAGAAUGCGUGUUUCUAGUCCUGAAACGCCAUUGCAAUCACGUGCAGGGAAGACAGAGACCCCGUCAAUGAGUCACACCAGUAGCAAAGUGAGUUCAGCGACGAAACCCAUAAUUCCACUCUCAUCACCUUUAUGGAGUUUGUCAACUCCCCUCGAAACUUUACAAUCAAGAAGCAUUCAGAGAGGUUCAGCUGCUGCACCACUGCCUUCUUCAUCACAUGCUCAUCAAGCUGCAUCAGUUACGAAUAUUGGACAUAAUACGGCUUGGAUGUCCCCUCUCCCUUACCCCAACCCGUGGCUUGCUUCUCCGCAGACCAGUGGGUUCGAUGUUGGUUCUCGUUACCCCGCUUUCCCGAUCACGGAAUCUGUAAAAUUGACACCCACAAAAGAAUCGUCCUUGCCUUACUCCGGCGGUAAGCAUGUUCUGAGUGGAACUUCUGGCAAUGUUUUCAAAGGGACACAAACACUUGAGCCAGCAAAUACAGUUGUAGCACCUGCUCAACACUCCAGUGGGACGAAAUCAAGGAAACGGAAGAAAAUGCCAGUCUCUGUGGAGUCUGAUCCAAGCAUUUUGAAUUCGCUACAGCAGACAGAAGUAGUUGUCUCACCUCUUGUUUCUAUAUCAACACCUGUACCUAUUACAGCUGCUCCGGGUAGUCUGUCUUCUAACACAGGCACACUGGCCAGUGUUGAUUCCAUCUCUGCAGUCCCUUUGAACCUGGUAUCUACGUUCCCUGGGAAGAAAAUGAAAUCAUCUUUGCAAUCCCCAAUUUUUGGUGGUAACCUUGUAUCUGAAGUUAAGCAGAGAUCUGUGCUGCCGGCAGAUACCAUUGAUAAGCUUAAUGAGGCUAAGAUGCAUGCAGAGGACGCUUCUGCUCUCGCUACUGCAGCCGUUAGUCACAGCGAAUACGUAUGGAAGCAGAUAGAGCAACAGAGGCAUGCUGGCCUCCAGCCAGAAACUCAAGGCAGAUUAGCUUCCGCUGCUGUUGCCAUAGCUGCUGCCGCUGCAGUGGCAAAGGCUGCAGCUGCCGCCGCCAAUGUCGCAGCUAAUGCGGCGUUUCAGGCAAAAUUAAUGGCUGAAGAAGCAUCCCUUCCUAGUGUUUCUUAUCAGGGUAAUGAUCUCCACAAGUCAAAUGAUGUACUAACUCAAGGCCAGGGUACCCCUGCUUCUGUCUUGAAGGGUGAAGGUGCAGUGGUCAGCUCCAGUCCGUUCCUUAGUGCUGCCAGAGAGGCGGCUAAGAAGAGGGUCGAGGCUGCCACAGCGGCCACCAAACGAGCUGAAAAUGUGGAGUCUAUUGUUAAGGCAGCAGAACUGGCAUCAGAGGCGGUUUCACAAGCUGGAAUACUUGUUUCAAUGGGCCAUCCUCCGUCGCUCAAUAAGCUGGUGGAGGUGGGUCCAACUAAUUAUUGGAGGCAGGCUCAAGAAUCUGAGAAAGUGCAGCCUUGUAAAGUGGGUGUAUUAGAAAAAGAAACUGAGACUACUAGUGAUAGAGGUUUUGCUAGUCCCAGCACUGCGCAUACUGAGUUGGAUGGCUCCGUGAGAGCAGCUGAUGGUCUAGGUCUAGGUCUAGUUUCUGCCACUGGAAAGAAAACAAAUGGACAGAAAGGUCAUAUAAGUGCAGACGUGGCUAAACACACUGCUGUAGUUUUCGAGCCAGAAGUUGGGUCAAAAUCUUCGAUUGACACCCAGACUGAAAGUGAGCAGAUUAUGAAAAAAACAAACGACGAGUGCAUCAAGGAAGGUUCUCAUGUAGAGGUUUUCAAGGAAGGACCUGAAUUAAGAACCGCAUGGUACUCUGCCAAUGUAUUGAGCUUAGAGGAUGGGAAAGCUUAUGUGUUGUUCAGUGACCUUUCUGUAGAACAAGGAACAGAUAAGCUGAAGGAGUGGGUAGCCCUCAAAGGUGAAGGUGAUGAGGCCCCGAAAAUAAGAACUGCUCGUUCUAUUACUGCCCUGCCAUAUGAAGGAACCAGGAAGAGGCGUAGAGCUGCCAUUGGGGAUCCUGUUUGGAAAAUUGGAGAUAGGGUAGACUCGUGGGUUCAUGACAGUUGGUUGGAGGGUGUUAUCACGGAGAAGAACAAAAAUGAUGAAAAUACAGUGACUGUGCAUUUUCCAGCACAAGGAGAGACUUUGACUAUCAAAGCUUGGAAUCUUCGUCCUUCUCUUGUAUGGAAAUAUGGAAGGUGGAUUGAAUGUUCUACUUCAGGAGAAAACAUCUGCUCGUCACAUGAGGGUGAUACUCCAAAGGAGAAGCGUCCUAGACUAGGAGCUCCAUCUCCUGUGGCUGAAGGAAAAGACACGAAAAUGGAAACUGUAGUUGAUCCGGAUUUAGGUAAACCGCCUCAGACUGGUGUUCUCGACCUCGGUGUUUCAGAGACUACAUUUAACAUCGGGAGAAAGGAGGGCAAUCCUGGUCCACUCCGAAUGAAGAGAACCGGUUUGCAAACGCAGGGAGCAAAAGUGAUCUAUGGUGUCCCUAAACCUGGAAAGACAAGGAAGUUCAUGGACGUGAGCAAACACUACAUUUCAGAGGCGAGCAAUCAAACUCGGAAACAGAAGGAACCAGCUAAGGCUGUGAAACCAAUUGUGCCCCAAAAUCCAGGACCAGGGAGCUGGAGAUUGCCUUCUAAACCGAGAGAAAAACAGACAACAACAACAACGAAGCCCAAGACUUUCAAACCUGCGCCCAAGACCAAAGAGAAGCCGGUUGCUGCACCUAGGAUAAUUCCCCGCAAGGACUCUCGUAGUACAACAUCCUCAAAUAUGGAAUCUGAAGAUGCCGUUGGUCAGAGUGGAGAGAACAAAGGUCCUGCAUCAACUUCCAGGGAUCCAGCCAAGGGAACAGGGGAAGAGCAAAUCACAUCAUCUUCACAACAAGGCCAAGAUAGUUCCUCCUCGACCACUACUGGGAAAGGGAAAGUGGCUCCUACUGGGUUACCCAAGAUUGAAGAGGCCAAGGCGUUGGAUGAUAAUUCUUCAAAAGCAUCAGAUGGAAUGGAACCACGUAGAUCUGUCCGCAGGAUUCAGCCAACUUCUAGACUACUUGAAGGUCUGCAAACAUCGAUGAUGCCCUCAAAGAUUCCUUCCAUGUCACACAGCAGAAGUCACCAAAGUCAAAGGAAACAGUAACUCUAGAGGCAAGUAGGUAAUGGAAGGAGCAAAAGCUAAGAAGAAGAAAGAGGCAGUCUCUGCUGCUGUUAGGUUGUCCUAAAUUUAAUAUCGAGCUCUGAGAAAAAUACUUUCGUUGUUGGUUAGGGGAGAGAUGAUAUGUUAUUGUAGGUGUGUGCUUAUGAUUUUUAAGUUAGAUUCUACCUCAGUCUGUGUGACUCAGAGAGGUAAGACAGCUGUUGUUUGUAUAAAACAACUGUUUAUUAUUGCCAAGUACCAUCAUCUUCCCUGACUA